UUGUUGCCCGCUACAUCUUUUAACCACCAUGUCUGACGGGCAAGCAGAAGUCGAGAAACUUGGCGGCAGUAGCAGCGAGGACUCUGGUUCUCAGCGCGCAGAAAUCUUUGAACGUCCGGCAGGAUGGAGGGGUGUCUACUACCACCCCAUCACACAGGUUUCGAUGUUGGGAUUCGUGUGUUUCAUGUGCCCCGGCAUGUUUAACGCAGUUACUGGUCUCGGAGGUGGAGGCCAAGUUAGCACUACGGACUCGUCCAACUCUAACGCAGCCGUGUACGCGACUCUUGCGUUUUUUGGGUUCUUUGCCGGUUCGGUUAACAAUGUGCUUGGUCCUCGACGGACUCUGAUGCUUGGCACCUGGGGCUACUCGUUGUAUAUUGCUUCCUUCCUCGCUGUCAACAUUCAUCCUGGUGCGGGUAAUUUUGUUGUUGCAGCCGGCGCCAUCCUCGGCGCCUGUGCGGCCUUUCUUUGGACCGCGCAGGGCUCGCUGAUGAUGUCAUACCCCACCGAGGCUCAGAAAGGCAUGUUCAUCAGUAUCUUUUGGGCCAUCUUCAACCUUGGAGGGGUUGUCGGGUCUGCUGUUGCGUUUGGAAACAAUUUCAAGAGUACGAUUGGCUUCUUGAUUCUGACUCUCAUCGGCGUAUUUCUCCCGCUGCUUAUGGCGGACCCAGACAAAAUGAUCCGCACGGACGGAACUCGCGUGAACGAGGUCCGCCACCCAUCCUGGAAGACGGAGUUUUUUAGCCUCUUCAUAGCCCUGAAGACUGACCCCUGGAUUAUACUCCUCUUUCCGAUGUUCAUUGCCAGCAAUUACUUCUACACUUGGCAAUUCAAUGAUUACAACGGCGGAUUAUUCACCAUUCGUGCUCGGGGUCUCAACAACUUUAUGUACUGGACAUCACAGAUCUUUGGAUCCAUCUUCAUUGGUUACUUUAUCCUUGACCAGAAGAAGGUCCGGCGCAGAGUCCGUGCCUUCUGUGGCUGGAUCCUCGUGUUCUUCAUGAUUUUCGUCGUCCACGUCUGGGCAUACUUUUACCAAAAGACAUAUACCCGGCCUGAGGAGACUGCGCGAGGUGCUUACAAAAUCGAUAUCUAUGACUCAAACUACGCUGCCCAUGUCUGGCUCAUGAUCUUCUAUGGCUUCCUGGAUUCAAUGUGGCAGACAUAUGCAUACUGGCUGAUGGGCGCAAUGUCGAACGAUCCUGCCAAGCUGGCCGUGUUCGCUGGCUUCUACAAGUCCCUACAAUCAGCGGGUGCAGCGAGUGUCUGGGCUGCUGAUGGUGCUAGUGCCCCAUACAUGAACAUUUUCUUGUCAACGUGGUGUCUCACAGUCGCUGGCAUGAUCUUUGCCGCACCGAUGGUGUACGUUCGCGUCACUGACCACACGGAGAUUGAGGAUGAGGUUCUGUGAGUGUCUAUGAUGACUGAUGGACCUGUCACUGGUGUUGACUUUUAUGGCAGGAUGCAAAUUGAGGGCGUGGAACGGAUCGAGCCCCCAGUUGUUACGACGGCGGAGAGGGCGUAAUAUCAUGACACUAAUGUACUGGUCACGAACAGCUCUAUGUGUUGAUUAUUUUCUUUUGGUUUUCAUGGUAAGGUACUUAACGAUCAACAACUUGUCUUUAGUUUGCUGCACACUUAAUGGUGAUUCUGCUGUCAUCUCAAGUUGAAGGUUCAGGUCAUCCCGUCGUACCGAGAUGUUGGUUCCUAGAGACGGUGUGACAUUAAUGUUGUCCCGUGAAAACUUCGGACACGCAGCUAAGUGAGAACUCUUCAUCACACUUACAUGGCACCG
Suillus subaureus is the source of this 1795-nucleotide messenger RNA. RefSeq names its product MFS general substrate transporter. Lineage: Eukaryota; Fungi; Basidiomycota; Agaricomycetes; Boletales; Suillaceae. Gene Ontology annotation, molecular function: transmembrane transporter activity. The record is from RefSeq and is a predicted model, not a curated record. Bases 29 to 1411 code for a protein of 460 amino acids. The transcript has 8 exons. Gene Ontology annotation, biological process: transmembrane transport.